Messenger RNA from Mollisia scopiformis, 2582 nucleotides. RefSeq lists its product as uncharacterized. Gene Ontology annotation, molecular function: ferric-chelate reductase activity. The record is from RefSeq and is a predicted model, not a curated record. The coding region runs from base 125 to 2425 and encodes 766 amino acids. Lineage: Eukaryota; Fungi; Ascomycota; Leotiomycetes; Helotiales; Mollisiaceae. Gene Ontology annotation, cellular component: plasma membrane. Gene Ontology annotation, biological process: iron ion transport; intracellular iron ion homeostasis; copper ion import. The transcript has 2 exons.
UCUCGCUUCCCGCAAGUCACUGGAAUCAAGCCAAGCUUUGCAGUUCAUACUAAUAUGAUAUAAUUCCCUCGAUGGUGGCGCUUGCCAAUUGUCCAGCACUAUCACAGUUUCGACUUUUGGCACGAUGCGACCUCAGACUUUUCUUUUCGGACUAGGCGUUGUUAGCACGGCUUCUGCAGUUGCUACCGAGACUGGUAAUGGUACUGCCUACAGUGGUGCCGGCUUGGUUGGACUUGGUCGAACCGUCUUCGAACCGUCUUGCUGCUACGCAUGUUUGUCUUCCCUAUGGGCCCUUCAACUGCCAUGUACUCCAGCACAAUAUAUCGAGCUGAGAGUUGGUAACCCUCCACCAUGCCACGCCAGAUACCCUUACUACCUUAACUCAUUGGCAUAUUGUAUGGAGGUCAAGUGUGCAGCAGACAACACUGUCAGUCCUGCUCAAGUCGAAACAUGCUGGAAUAACGUUGCUGGCGAUGGACUUCCGGUGCCUUCUUUGGAAGCUGCGCUACCGAAGGUCCCUCCCACUCACCAACUUGCAUACAAUGCUACGAUGCUCAACACGACAAUGCUUGUGAAUGAUCAGAUGUAUGAAGACUCUAAGAGGACUAUCGAAGCCUAUGUUAGGCAAGAGUCUGCUCACGCACGAUAUGGAACUGUUCUCAUUGUAACUGCAAUUGGAGUCUGCUUCCUCAUUGGCUUCAAGCGCAUUAUCAACUACUACUUCCCAGCUUUGGGACCACCUCGAUUCGUCUCAUCUCUAUUCUCGAAAUACCUCUUCGAACCAGCCUUGAUCGGAUCCCUGCAUCUUAAGAAGUUCCCGCUGAGCAUAGGAUAUAUCCCAUCAAGAUGGCUCUCACUCUUGAUCUUGGGCUACGUUGCUCUCAAUGCUGCUCUCUGCUCGGUCAACUACCCCACCACUACUAGAAACACCUGGUAUCUAUCAGAGCACAAGCAACAACUGUCUGCUGUGGCUGAUCGAUUGGGUGUUCUGUCCUUCGCCAAUAUCGCUCUUACGAUCAUGUUCUCGGGACGAAAUUCUCCCCUGAUUUACAUCACUGGAGCAAAUCGUACAGAUAUCAUCACCAUCCACAGAUGGGUUUCACGAGUUGCAGCUCUUCAAGGCCUCAUCCACGUCCUCCUAUACUGGAAGAAUACCAAUCCCGCAGGCUGGGACAUGUUCACUCCAGCUGCCAAUAUCCGAGUUCUUGCCUUCACUCCUGGUUACUGGGAGAAUGGCGUCUAUGGUAUCGUCGGACUUUCUUUCGUCGGUUUUGUCUUCUCCAUCCUACCGUUGAGAACUCACCUUUAUGAGAUUUUCAUGUUUUUCCACAUCGGCCUCGCGAUCCUGACUUUGUAUGGUAUCUGGUGGCAUGUCACCUACCGUUUCCAUCACACCUAUGGUUACCAGACAUGGCUGUACAUUGCAUUUGUGAUGUGGGGGUUUGAUCGAGUUGUUCGACCAAUUCGCAUCGUGCUUCUCAACUGGAAAUCCUGGUUCGUGCGAAGCCACCCUUCCGCCAUCGUCGAGCUUCUUCCUGGAGACCAAUUCAUCAGGGUCACUGCUUUCCCUUCCAGAAAAUGGGACUUCAACUCUGGUCAACAUUGCUUCCUGUACUUCCCAACACUUCUCACUAAUCCACUUCAAUCUCACCCCUUCUCAAUCGCAGGCUGGAACCACGGCACGAAAUACAAUUCCUAUCCCGCCUCGGAAUCUACGUCAGACUUCAAUCUCAACCCUGUUGAAGACGACGAUGAUUUCAUCGAUCUGGCAGCAGUGACUCGACCACCGAAGACCUACGGAGGAGCGCCUAUUGAGCUUACUCGUCCAGGACGACGUGUCGCUUCUCACUACACCAAACCUGUACCAAGCAUUUCUUUCAUUAUUCGUCCUGAAAAAGGACUCACUCGAACACUACACAAGAGACUCCUCAAAACAAGAAAGGCCAGAGUCCCAGUGAUAAUCGAAGGACCUUACGGUCACACACCAACCACCACCCUCCAUCGUUCUCGUACCAUCAUCGCCAUCGCCGGUGGUAUCGGCAUCACGUCUAUCCUGUCUCACUUGCAAUCUUAUCUCGAAUCCCUCGGAUCCAAAGACGAAGGGCAGACCACUCGCUUCUGUCUCUACUGGAAAGCUAGAGAAGAGAGUAUUGUGAGCGCUAUCGAAUCUCAACUUGGGGAUUUGGAGGAAUUAAGAAGGAAGGGUGUAGAGAUCAACAUUUUCUGUUCGGGACAGGGACAGAGGAUGAAUGCUAGAGAUGUGGUGAUGGGAGAGAUCCUAAGUGAGGCGGGCGCCGGGAGGAAGACGGCUGUCAUCAGCUGCGGGCCAGGCGCCAUGAGCGACGGGAUUAGGGCGGCGGUGGUGGAGUGUAUCGGGAAGAAGGGUGUUAGUGUUGAGUAUAUUGAGGAGGCGUUCUGUUGGUGAGUGGUCAUCAGUGAAUUGAAGACUUCUGGAGGUUAUGACAGGAGAAAAAUUGCAGUGUCUGUCCUUCGUUUCAUAGAUAUAGAUUAGAAAGUGUCGGUAUCUUGAGGGAUGGUGUUGGUCAUUGGUCGGCGUUAGAAGAAUUAUUUCUUAUUGGGAC